UGCACGGGCGCGGGGAGGGAGUGCACGGCCCAGUUCCGGGCGCCUCUGAGCGGGCUCACGAGGCUUUCUCGCCUCGGUUUCCGGCGAGUGCACGGGUUGGUAGCCCAGAGGAGGUUAAAGUUGUUCCCUGAGACCUCAGCUGCUAAAUCGAGUCGCAGCAGUGACCCGGUUCCUCCAGCAACGCGGGGCUGACUUCUCGACCGGGGCCAAACCCUGAGCUUGGCACCCUUGAGGGAGGGAGUCUCCGAAGGGGAAUCAGACCUGGUCCCUGUCCUUGGAGAAGAGGACAGUGUGUGGGGGCACUUUAUGUCGUGAGUAGCCCCAGCGCCAGGUAGACGUGGUACAGGCCCCAAGAGUGUUGGAAAUCAGGAAAGCCUUCGGAGGUGCCAUUUGAACCGAGUUGAAGAACGAACCUGUGGGAAUUUUCCAGAUCGAAAGCAGCAUGGAUUUGCCUGUGGAUGAGUGGAAAUCAUACCUGCUUCAAAAGUGGGCUUCACUCCCAAAGUCCAUUCAGGUCACAAUUUCUACAGCAGAGACCUUGAGCGAUAUCUUUCUUCAUUCCUCUUCACUUCUUCAACCUGAGGAUGAACUGUUUCUGCGAAGACUUUCUAAAGGUUACUUGGUGGGGAAGGACUCGGACGCUCCCUUUUUCUACAGAGAACAAGGAAACAAAAAAUUUCAGGAGAAAGAUUACACAGCAGCUGCAGUGCUGUAUUCUAAGGGAGUGUCACAUUCAAGGCCUAACACUGAGGACAUGUCGCUGUGCUAUGCUAACCGCUCGGCAGCCCUCUUCCACCUGGGUCAGUACGAGACAUGUCUUAAAGACAUUAUCAGAGCACAGACGCAUGGCUAUCCAGAAAGACUGCAGCCCAAGAUCAUGUUACGUAAAGCAGAAUGUCUGGUGGCCCUGGGGAGACUACAGGAGGCAAGCCAGACCAUCGGUGAUCUUGAAAGGAACUUCACACCCACACCAACCCUAGCAGAUGUUCCCCCUCAGACUCUGCAGAGAAACCUCCAUCAUCUGAAAAUGAAGGUACAGGAAAAGGAGAAUCUCACAGAAACCUUCCCAGCAACUCUGGCAAAAACCCUUGAGGAUGUGGCGCUCGGGGGAGAGAAUGAACAACUUUCCAAUGCUUCAUCAUCCGUCGGCUUGUGCAUAGAUCCUUUAAAAGGUCGCUAUCUCGUUGCCACCAAAGAUAUUCUCCCAGGAGAGCUCCUGGUGAAGGAGGAUGCUUUUGUGAGUGUUCUCAACCCAGGAGAACUGCCACCACCGCAUCACGGCCUAGACAGCCAAUGGGACACCAGAGUCACCAAUGGGGACCUCUAUUGUCACCGAUGUUUGAAGCACACUUUGGCCACAGUUCCGUGUGACGGAUGCAGUUAUGCCAAGUAUUGCAGCCAGGAGUGUUUGCAGCAGGCCUGGGAGCUCUACCACAGGACAGAAUGUCCUCUGGGGGCGCUGCUGCUCACACUGGGUGUCUUUUGCCACAUUGCCCUGAGGUUGACUCUUGUGGUGGGAUUUGAGGAUGUUCGCAAAAUCGUAAAGAAGCUUUGUGUCAAGAUUAGUAACAAGGACAUCUGUUUACCAGAAAGCAACAAUCAGGUCAAGACACUUAAUUGUGGCCGAGGAGAGAGUGAGAAAAAUGGCAACAGGGUUGAAACCCCGAUUCCUGGAUGCGAUGCUAAUGGGAAGUAUGAUAGUAAUUAUAAUGCUGUCUUCAACCUUUUGCCCCAUACUGAAAACCAUAGCCCAGAGCACAAAUUCCUCUGUGCUCUCUGUGCUUCUGUACUGUGCAGGCAGCUAGAAGCAGCCAGUUCACAGGCCAUCCCAACAGGUGUGAACUCCUCUCAGCUUACAGCAGCAGUGACACCUGAGUUGUGUCCCGAUGUGACUAUCUGGGGAGUGGCAAUGCUGAGACACAUGUUACAGCUGCAGUGUAAUGCUCAGGCGAUAACCACCAUACAACACACAGGAUGUAAAGGGAGCAUCGUUACCGACAGCAGGCAGGUGCGCCUUGCCACAGGCAUCUUCCCUGUUAUCAGCCUCCUGAACCACUCCUGCAGCCCCAACACCAGCGUGUCCUUCACUAGCACUGUUGCCACCAUCCGGGCGUCACAGCGGAUUGGAAAGGGGCAAGAGAUUCUGCACUGCUACGGGCCUCACAAGAGCCGGAUGGGGGUUACCGAAAGGCAGCAGAAGCUGAGGUCUCAGUAUUUCUUUGACUGCACCUGUCCAGCUUGUCAGACGGAGGCACACAGGAUGGCUGCAGGGCCCAGGUGGAAAGCAUUCUGUUGCAACAGUUGCAGAGCGCCCAUGCAGGGAGAUGGCGUGCUGCGCUGUGGCAACAGAUCUUGUGCAGAAUCCGUCGUCAGCAGAGACGACCUAGUCUCUCGGUUACAGGACCUUCAGCAGCAGGUCGGAGUGGCCCAGAAGCUUCUCAGAGAUGGGGAACUGGAGCGAGCCGUUCAGCUGCUGUCGGGGUGCCAGCGUGAUGCUGAGAGCUUCCUGUGGGCAGAACACGCCAUGGUGGGAGAGAUCGCGGAUGGCCUGGCCCGGGCCUGUGCUGCCUUAGGGGACUGGCAAAAGUCAGCCACCCAUCUACAGAAGAGUCUCCGCGUGGUGGAGGUUCGCCACGGGCCAUCCAGUGUUGAAAUGGGCCAUGAGCUCUUCAAACUGGCCCAGAUCUUUUUCAACGGGUUUGCAGUACCCGAAGCCCUGAGCACAAUACAGAAGGCUGAGGAGGUUCUGUCGCUGCACUGUGGCCCGUGGGACGAUGAAAUCCAGGAGCUCCAGAAGAUGAAAUCCUGUUUAUUGGACUUACCACCCACCCUCAUGGCCUCUCUUAUCUCUCCGUGGGUUCUUCACAAGCGUGCUUCAGUGAUUAUGGGGGCAGGAAAUGGCCUCCCGGGAGGAUCGCAGAUCCUAGUACCGAAACACCCCCAGAGCAGAGAAGCUGUGCCUGCAUUAUCCAACGCAGGACGAGGCUUAAGGAGUCAUCCACAACCCCUGCAAGGCCGUGGAGCCCUGAGUUCUGCUUAGCAAAGUGGAAGGCCCGAAGACCCCGGCCCGCCCCACCCACCAAAGGCAAAAGGGUCUUCAGACAUACUCAUCUCCUGCAGGGGCUUGGUGACUUCGCCCUCGUAACUCAGCUUCAGCUUGGGGAGGGUCAGGACCGCCUGCACCGUCUUCAGUUCUCGGUCUAUGUCGUGAAUGAACUCGGAGGUGAGGCUCUCCUCUAUCAGGGUCAAAUUCUGGGUCACUUUGAGGGGCAGGAAGAAGAUGAUACUCAUGCUUCCGGUCAAGGGCAGCUGGGCAAUCUGAGACAAGUGAGAAAGCACGUGGGUUAGUCCUUUAAAGCCCAAAAGCCGGGGACAGGCACAGCCAGGAGCUGUCUUCCUCUCCCGUGGCGGGGCCCUGGCCUCGUCCUUCCCCCAGCCCCUCAUCUAUUUAACAAUUCCCCCUCUAGGUUAGCGCUUUCUGGCAGCAAGCCAUCUCCUGAGAUUUCUUCAGAAAGGCUGCUGCUGGCCUUUCUUACCUUGGCCUAAUACCAACUGAAGUUAUCUGCUGAAAGAAUGUUCUCCUGUGGUUUAAGGAGCUAGAAUUGAAUUUCAGGUCUUUAUUUUCUCCCAAAGUCCGUCUGCCAACGUUGACUGAUGAUUUGUUAGCUAGAGAGCGCUGUACUAAGACAGGGAGGACCGGGGAUAGGAAUACCGAAGAGGCCGUAAGAGGACUUGGAGACUCCACCCCAUCCACCCACCAAGAGCAAA
Rhinopithecus roxellana (golden snub-nosed monkey) is the source of this 3768-nucleotide messenger RNA. It is a transcript of the gene SMYD4, whose product is annotated as SET and MYND domain containing 4. The transcript has 13 exons. Gene Ontology annotation, molecular function: protein binding. The record is from RefSeq and is a predicted model, not a curated record. Bases 443 to 3040 code for a protein of 865 amino acids. NCBI's taxonomy places the organism in Eukaryota, Metazoa, Chordata, Mammalia, Primates, Cercopithecidae.